Molecule: messenger RNA, 718 nt
Organism: Mucor mucedo
Lineage: Eukaryota; Fungi; Mucoromycota; Mucoromycetes; Mucorales; Mucoraceae
Exons: 1
Coding region: 92-406 (104 amino acids)
Source: RefSeq, a predicted model, not a curated record
UCUACAUUCAAAGACCCAAGACAGAAGCGACUCCACAAGUAUAACAAAGACACAAUACUGGACUGUGAAUCCAUCGAGCUCUACCCUUCUCAUGAAGGGGGUAAUGUCUUUGAAAAAUAAAAAGGCCCUCACACAAAAAAAGCAGGUUCAUUUCUUUGUGUCACCAACCAAAAUAUUGAAUUCUGCCGAUCUCACCUCGUCUUUUAUCAUCCAUGGCAUUUGUAUAAUAUUGAUGUCUGUAUCAGUAAAAUCUACAAGCAAAUACCUAUUAAUACAAAACAGUUGGAUCUUUUGCUAUACAAUAGUAAAAUGUCUAGUGCAUUUCGACCUCCAUCUUUUUAUUUUUUUAAAAAAAAAUGGAACGUUCCACACGUGUCUUCCGUUUGGUUUAACACCAGCUGCAUGAUUGAAUAUGAGUUUCUAAAAUUUGAUAUUGGCACCACCAUAGUUAGCGUAUAUGACAACUUUUUUUGUUUUUGGAUUUAUUGACGAAAAGGUUAAAAAUGCCACUACUUCCAUUGAUGUUCCAAGUAUUUCCAGUUGACGAUCCCUUAUUUAUUUAUUUUUUAAAAAAUAAUCGUCAUAUGGAUCCAUAUCGUCUUCUGAUAUUGUUGUCGUUAUUCCAAAGUAACAAGAGCUUGUGUUUAAUAAAACUACUACAUAUUAGGGAAGUUUUUUUUUAUUAUUAUUUGAAAAGACGGUACCUUAUUUAAAAAUA